AUAGUAAGUUAGAAUUUUACAUUGGUGCACUUUAAAAUUUUGUUAUAAUUAUAUAAUUUAGAUUCAGAUUUAGGAGUUAUUUUAACUUUUAAUGAUGAUAUAAUUAGAUAAUUUAUAUGUAAAUUCAUGAGUUAAUUCUAUUAUUUCUAUAAUGACACAGGUGGAUAAUUUAUUGUUUAUACGAAGAUUAGAGAGUUAGUUUAGAUUUUUUGUAAUGGUAGAUGUGGGUAAUUUUAUAGAGGGUUAUUUUAGUCUAUUUUCAUAAUGGUGUAGAUGGAUAAUUUAUUAGGAAAGAUAAUAGAUCCAAUAACUAUUAUGACUACAGUUGUCAGAUUGAUGACCGGAUGUUUCUAAUUUCUAUGAGAAUUUCUAGAAUUUUUCUAUUUUUUUAGAGUGUCCACAUAGAAUCCUAGAUGGCUUCACGUGAAGGAUUCAAAGGAGCCUCCAAUUGUAGAUGGAGUACCCUCAUCACGCCUUGGCCAACCACAACCACAAUACAAGGUGGUCUUGAACAAUUUUUGAAGACUAAUUGAACAAUUUCCAAGCAAUGAGUAGUAGAAAUCUAGGUGUUUAUUCAAAGGUUCAUGACAAACAUUGUCACCCCACAUCGAUCAGUUGGCUUGCGUGAGGCAAUAUAGGUUGUUUAGUUCAUAGUGACAUUUUUUUUUAAAAAGAAUUGCAAGGAUGAUCUGUACACAUCUCAUUAUUACGUAAAUUAAGCAUGUUGCAUAUAUAUUAAUGCAUCCCAGGAUAGUUUAACUGUAUGCAAUGCAAGUGUGUUGUUAAUUACUUACUCAUUAGUUUCUAUAGAAGAGGUGGUCCAAAUACUGACAGAUUGACUGCAUGCACUCAACGAACCAAACAUGCUAGUACUUGCAUUGUGAGUUGUGAAUAGAGGAAGUGUACACAAAUAAGAGGGACUGUAACCCACUUUGUCAUAUCAUGGUCAACGUUCUGCAACCCACUCUCAUCUUGGAGAUUACUUCAAUCUUUUCUAUGAUAUAAAAGUUGGGGUCAUUGUAUCGUCCUGCCCACCGAAACAUUUCAUCAAUAGAGCAGUGCCAGUGCGUGCGCUGGCAUUCUGAGACCAUGUCCCCUCUGGUUGCACCACGCCUUGCAUUGACUUAGAAUUCGUCAGAGAGAGAGAGAGAGAGGAAGUUGCUUCUCACCUCACUAGCGAGAAAUGACAUGUAUAUAUACUACAUACUAUCAGUGCAGGAUGCCCCUGCUAAGCCAGCGGUAUCCCAUUUUUGCUUGUCACCUCAGUAACGAGAGACGACCAAAUGGCUGGUUCCAUUUUUGCUAAGCUGCAGACUUCCGCCCCAGGAGAAGCUUUUCGUGCGGCCAUGGCUGGAGGAGCAGGAGGAGGAGGGGCCGUACCUGCGCCUCAUGUGCACGGUGGCACCGGCCAGAAGAACCUGCCGGCACAGGCUCGACACAAGAACGAGGCAAGGCCGGCGUACACCAUCCCCGGCGUCCCCAUGCCCAUCCGGCCAGCUCCGGAGCAGCCGGCAACGCGGCCAAGGGCCCCUCCGUCCCCACCUCGGCCGGGGCUCAAGGACAAGGCCAAGGCGGCGCUGCACCAGAAGGCUGGUGAGAUGAAGGACAGAGUGGAGAAAGCAUUGCACCAGAAGGUUUCUUCGAUUAUCCUGGGAAACAAAGACAAAAAGAAGUGAGACGGUCCAACUGUACGUGGGAAGCAAUCAAUUGAUGAUGUCUGAAGAUCAGCCAGGACAUAUAGUGCCAUAUAUAGUGGUGGAUGAAUAGAAUGUAGUCUUGGCUUUUGAUCAUGCUGUGAGCAUGUGUGUUUACUUAGUUCAGUAUGCCAACCUUGAAAUGUCUAGUGAGAUGAAUUGGUCAAGCAACUAAAAGGAAAUGGUAUUUUCUCGUCCUUUCUUUCCUUUCUAAUAAAAAUUCAGUAAAGCUUUUUUCUUC
Messenger RNA from Panicum virgatum (switchgrass), 1935 nucleotides. RefSeq lists its product as uncharacterized. The transcript has 2 exons. The record is from RefSeq and is a predicted model, not a curated record. NCBI's taxonomy places the organism in Eukaryota, Viridiplantae, Streptophyta, Magnoliopsida, Poales, Poaceae. The coding region runs from base 1284 to 1676 and encodes 130 amino acids.